This is a messenger RNA of Lotus japonicus, 726 nucleotides long. RefSeq names its product cytochrome c-like. NCBI's taxonomy places the organism in Eukaryota, Viridiplantae, Streptophyta, Magnoliopsida, Fabales, Fabaceae. Gene Ontology annotation, biological process: mitochondrial electron transport, cytochrome c to oxygen; mitochondrial electron transport, ubiquinol to cytochrome c. The coding region runs from base 81 to 422 and encodes 113 amino acids. Gene Ontology annotation, cellular component: mitochondrial intermembrane space. The transcript has 3 exons. The record is from RefSeq and is a predicted model, not a curated record. Gene Ontology annotation, molecular function: heme binding; electron transfer activity.
GGCUCCAGAGGUUUUAGGAGUCCUGUUUUUCUCACAAAGGGUUUGAACAAAACAUUGUCCGAGCUGUGUCGGCUUCUCCAAUGGCGACAUUCGAUGAGGCACCACCCGGAGACACCAAGGCUGGCGAGAAGAUCUUCAAGAUCAAGUGCGCUCAGUGCCACACCGUCGACCAAGGUGCCGGCCACAAACAAGGACCCAAUCUGAAUGGUUUGUUUGGAAGGCAAUCUGGCACAACUCCUGGAUAUUCCUAUUCUGCAGCUAACAAGAACAUGGCUGUGAUUUGGGAGGAGAAGACCUUGUAUGAUUACUUGCUUAACCCCAAAAAGUACAUUCCAGGGACGAAGAUGGUGUUUCCUGGUCUCAAGAAGCCACAGGAUCGUGCUGAUCUGAUUGCAUAUCUGAAACAAUCCACUGCGCAAUGAUUGAAUUUCCACACAUUCAGCUUAUCAAUGUGCUUUUGGAGUUCUGGAGAUUUAAUUUUCUGACAUUGGAUUUUCGGCAAAUAAAAUAGACUUGAUUAGUUUUCAAUGCUAUUUUAUUCAUUUUGCAUUACUUCUUCAUAGGUUGCCACAUAUAUUUUCUGGACUAAUGCUCGAAAGAAUUAGCUGUUGAAAGUUGAAACAAUCUUAUAAAGUUUACUUAUCUGGAUGCACAUCUAGUCCUGUUAUGCUGAGACUGGAAUUCAAAUAUUCAAUUCAGUAUUAAGCAGCCCUAAAUUGUCUGAAA